UUGAAAUUAAAAAGCUGAGUUAUUCCGGUGUAUUGUGUAAAAGAAGACCAUUGUCAAGCCUUUGAGAUUGAGUGUUAUAUGUGACUUAUCAAGAAAAAUUUUGACACACGGCACACACACACACAAUCGCUUCAUAGACAGACGUAGUACAUAUAUGCAAGCGAGUGAAAAUUGCAAGUAACAAGCAGGUGUGUGUGUGAGUGUGUGUGUGUGUGCAAAUGCUCUUUCGAUAAUUUACGCGCCUUGUCACACAGUCAAACAAAAUUGUUGGUUUCACCUUUGCCACCUGCUUAACAAAAUGCCGAUACUUGCCUAUAAGGAACAGCGCAUUCUCACCCAGCAACUGCGCAAGCUAAGCGAACACAAAUACUCGUGCUUCAGCGCAAGCCUGCUGGAUCCUUUGCUACAGCCCUGGUGGAAUUGGUUGGUCUCCCAAACGCCACUUUGGCUGGCACCUAAUCUGAUAACAAUUGUCGGUCUAAUACUCAACAUUGUGACAACGCUGAUAUUAAUUGCUAUAGUCCAAUGGGUCGAGCCACCGCCACGUUGGACCUGCUUCCUCUGUGCUCUGGGUCUGUUCGUCUAUCAAAGUCUAGACUCGAUUGAUGGCAAGCAGGCGCGACGUACCAACACGUCAUCGCCGCUUGGCGAACUGUUUGAUCAUGGCUGUGAUUCCAUAUCAACUAUAUUUGUGGCGCUUUCGGCGUGCAUAUCCUGUCAACUGGGUCACUAUCCAAACUGGCUAUUCUUUCAGUGCUUUUGUGCCAUUGCGUUGUUUUAUUGCGCACACUGGCAGACGUAUGUGUCUGGAACGAUGCGCUUCGGCCGCAUCGAUGUAACUGAGGCUCAAUUCUCCAAUGCUAUACAUUUGGUUUCGGCCGUGCUGGGGCCCGAGAUUUGGCUGACGAAGAUUGGCAUUGGCAAUAUUGAGCUUUGGUAUGGUCCUGCUAUAACGACCAUUGUGUGUGGUGUAAUCUCCUUAACCUAUGUAUUUUCCGUCGUUGUGGCCGGUGGUGUUGGAAAAAAUGGCUCCACAGUUGCUGUAAGUCUGAAAAAUACACACAAAUAUGUACAAAAAUGUGCAUAAAAACCAAAUCAGAUA
Drosophila novamexicana is the source of this 1102-nucleotide messenger RNA. RefSeq names its product choline/ethanolaminephosphotransferase 1-like. Gene Ontology annotation, cellular component: Golgi apparatus; endoplasmic reticulum membrane. Gene Ontology annotation, molecular function: ethanolaminephosphotransferase activity; diacylglycerol cholinephosphotransferase activity. The record is from RefSeq and is a predicted model, not a curated record. Lineage: Eukaryota; Metazoa; Arthropoda; Insecta; Diptera; Drosophilidae. Gene Ontology annotation, biological process: phosphatidylethanolamine biosynthetic process.